Messenger RNA from Rotaria sp. Silwood1, 1785 nucleotides. Lineage: Eukaryota; Metazoa; Rotifera; Eurotatoria; Philodinida; Philodinidae. The record is from the annotation of a GenBank genome assembly.
AUGUUUACUUCAAUUAAUCGUACUAUAUUCGAGAUUCCAUUAACUUGGGAUCGAACACGUUUUGAAGCAUCACGUAAUAAAUGUCGACAAGCUCGAAAAUUAGUGGAGAUUAGUAUUAAUGCUCAAUAUAAUAAACAACUUCGAGAAGUUUUUUUUCACAAACUUGAUAUUGAAAAAAAUAUUACUGAAAGUCAAGAACGUUUGAUUAAUCAUGAAAAAAAAAUGCAUGCACUUGAGAAUUUAACUGAUGUUGCAUCAGAAUCAUUGACUGAUUAUUUUGAUAAGCGUAUGGAACAUGUUCGUACUGCCAUACAAGAACAUUGUAAUGCUAUUCAACAAAUUCUUUGUGAAGAAAACGAACAUUGGAAAGAAAUCCAUAAUGCUAUAGAUCAAAAUCUAAUUACAUCGGAUGAUAUUCAUCGAUGUAAUAAUAUUGAUCAAGAGAUUCCAUUAACAAAUAUUCAUACUAUUAAUGAAGUAGAUGAAGAAGAAGAACGUACAUCAAGAUUAUUAAAUAAUAAAACAGUUACACCAUUAUUAACACAAAUGAUUCGAAAAUCUCGAUUACAAUCCAAUCGUCGUUCAACAAUCGAACCUAAUAUUCAUAUGUCAACUGAAAAAUUAAUUCCAAGCAAAAAAGAACGAUUUAGUGUUAUGUUAGCAAUAACUUCAGCUCGUCGAACACUUCCAGUUAUUGAUACAACAUUUGUUGUUAAAGUUGAAGAAUCAAAUAUUAUAGAAAUAAAUGAAUCACAUGAUUAUGAAGUUCUAUCGAAUGAAUCACAUCACGAUGAAGUUGUAAAAAAUGAAUCUCAUCAUGAUGACAUUGUUACAAAUGAAUCACAUCAUGAUGAAGUUAUACCAAUUGAAUCUGUACCUACAACAGAUGUUGAAAUAACACCAAGUUAUUCACAACCAAAACCACCAGCUCAAUUAUAUUUUUCACCAACACUUCUUCAAGAUCAUGACGAACCAGAACCAAUUCAAACUGUUCUUUCUAAUAUUGAUCAAAAUCAAACAAAUUUCGAAAAACCCAAACUUGUACCUCGUCGAUUUGGUCAAACAUUUUUACUUGAUAACAUUAAAACCGAAGAAAUCAGUACAAAUGAAGAUAGAGAAAAUUUCCGACCAAAAAUAUCUGAUGAAAUACCAAUGAUUAUUCCUUCGAAUCCAUCAAUAUUAACACAAAAAGAAUCUUCUCAUGUCGAAAAUUCUGAACAACAAAAACCAAUUGUUUCUUCAAAACGACCAGUACGUGCUAAACGUGCAAAAAUUGAAAUAGAACCAGUUCAUUUAACACGUCGUACAACAAAAAAACAAACACAAAUCAAUACAAAUCAACGUCAAACUCGAAAACGUAAACAAUCAAUAUCUGAUGAUGGAAAUAAUAAUACCGUUGUUUCACGUAAGAAAAAACCUGUCGCACCUCCAGCGAAAACUACUGCAAGAAAAACAAGAGUUAAAAAAAUAAAAGAAGUUCCUGCUCGUGAACCAUCACCAUUACCUACCAUCGAUCGAUCAAAACAUUAUUCUACUCGUUUUUCAACACGUUCUCAUCGAUUAAAUAAUAUCACUCUAUCGACGACAACGAUCAAUGUUGAUGAUGAUAAUAAUAAAUCAAAACAUUCAUCAGCUCGACUUCGUACCAAAUCCAUGGGACGAACUCGUAAUCACGAUGACGAUAGAGAUGAUCAACCAAUUGUAAAAAAACGUUUAACUGUAAAUAAAAAUCAAACAAAACAACGUGCUAAAUCAAUGAUGGUUACAAGAAAUCGAAGAAAAUAA